UAUUAAUCACAAUCUUAGUCAACAAGCCAAUUAUGCCCUCGAAAGAGAACAAGGUUAUAAAGAAAAAGAUAAAGAGCAAUUACCGCAUCAAAAGAAAACAAAAGUGAGAGACAAAAGCAAGACUUGUCUGUGAGAGACAGCAGGAGUCGCCUUGUUCAAGAUAUUAUCUCCCAACAAAGAGAAAUCUCUCUCCCCCCUCUUAUAUGUCCUUCAGAUUAUACACUCUCUCCACUUCUUGAAUUCCAUCAUAUAUACUCCUUGUUCAUCUUUCUGUCAUAUCAAUUCUUCAUAUAUCCUUUCUGUUUAAUCUCUCUUUCAUGGCCACUGGUUCAAAUUCAGACACUUGGGCUCAGAACAUCAACUCACAGGACUGCUCGCAAGGCUUUUGCUCCAUAUACUGCCCUCAAUGGUGUUACAUCAUCUUCUCCCCUCCACCUCCACCUUACGAUCUCCCAAACGACGACGUCUCAUCUAACCCUAAUCUCUCCCCUCUCGUCAUCUCCAUCAUCGGGAUCUUGGCAAGCGCCUUUCUCUUGGUAAGUUACUACACUCUCAUCUCUAAAUACUGCGGAAACGCGACGGAGUUUUCGGGGAUCGAGAGAAGUGAUCGGAAUCUCGAUGAAUCGGCCGAGAAUUCGGUCGAAAACCGAAACCCUUUUGCCCAUGAGCCUCCAAACGCCGGUUUAGACGAUGCCCUCAUCAAACUGAUCAGACAUUUCAAGUACAAGAAGCAAGAUCGGCUUGUGAUCAACACUACCGAUUGUUCCAUCUGUCUGGGAGAAUUCAACGAAGAAGAGAGCCUAAGGAUAUUGCCGAAAUGCAGCCACGUGUUUCACGUUGCGUGCGUCGACCGUUGGCUAAAGUCUCACUCUAACUGCCCGCUUUGUCGGGCGAACAUAACAGUGCCCACGCAAGAACUCGACCGUUUCGCGAUGAAUCUGGACAGAGGGUCAGUUGAAGGAAGAGAAGUGAUAGUGGAAGAGACAUCGAGGAUGAACACGAACACGUUUCAUCGGCUCGUGUCGUUGCCGAAGCCAACGAGUGUUCGUGCAUUUGUCGAUCCAGACAAGGGAGAUACGGUCAUAGAGAUCAGGAGGUCUGCUUCUGUUGAUUUCAUUUCUUAUUUUCCUCGGCAACUUUCAGUGGCUGAUGUCCUGAGGAUGAACGAAGAGGACGAAGAGUGUUCAGAUCUUGGAAACCCUACUUCGAUCAAAAGAUCAUUCUCCAGCGGUGGAAUGUUUCUUGGGGCCCAAGGAAGAAUAAGGCCACCCCGACAUCCACCUGUCUGACACUCUUUUUUUUUAAACACCGACACAUUUUUUUCCACAUAUAUAUAUAUAUAUAUAUAAAGAGAUUAUAGACACAAAAAAAAAGUCACUGGAUGGUGAUGAUUCUGAAAUUCAAGAAACCUUGACUUCUUCGGUUGUCUCAGUUCCAGUUUCUUGAUUAUCUAUGUCUAUACGUGCAUGUAUAUGUAUGCCAUAACAUGUGAAAUGACAGGUUUUGCGUUGUGUUUUGAUUUAUAUUUGUUAGAAAUAUUCAUUUUUUUGAUACAUGCAAGGGGAUAGAUACAAUAUCAAAGAUUGGAAUGACACAUCCUGUUUAUACAAUGAAAGUAAGGACAGAAGAUGAGAGCAACGAAAUUCACAAAAGGCAGAAACUUUAUUACUUAGAAGAUUAUUCCAUUUCCAAGUGUAUGAUUAGGGCACUUCCUCUUUCUACCCUAUUCAGAUACAAAUUUACAGAAGAAGAAGACAAACAUUACCUUCAAAGCCCACUGCUUUCUGUCUUAUUCCCACUUUUGCCAUCCUACGAAGCCCAUACUCCCCUAUCUAGAGCUUUCUUGCAUCACAUAAAUAUACAUCACAUGUAUAUAUA
Molecule: messenger RNA, 1878 nt
Organism: Tarenaya hassleriana
Lineage: Eukaryota; Viridiplantae; Streptophyta; Magnoliopsida; Brassicales; Cleomaceae
Product: putative RING-H2 finger protein ATL53
Exons: 1
Coding region: 318-1289 (323 amino acids)
Biological process (GO): protein ubiquitination
Molecular function (GO): transferase activity
Source: RefSeq, a predicted model, not a curated record